This is a messenger RNA of Carassius gibelio (silver crucian carp), 4869 nucleotides long. RefSeq names its product metabotropic glutamate receptor 7 (gene grm7). Bases 776 to 3430 code for a protein of 884 amino acids. Gene Ontology annotation, cellular component: membrane. The record is from RefSeq and is a predicted model, not a curated record. Gene Ontology annotation, biological process: G protein-coupled glutamate receptor signaling pathway; regulation of synaptic transmission, glutamatergic. The transcript is spliced from 11 exons. Gene Ontology annotation, molecular function: group III metabotropic glutamate receptor activity. NCBI's taxonomy places the organism in Eukaryota, Metazoa, Chordata, Actinopteri, Cypriniformes, Cyprinidae.
CAUUUGACAAAUCCACAUUUGAUUCUGGGUGGAGAGAGAGGGAGAGAGAACGAGAGGAGGAGACACGCGGGCUUCCUUGUCUCUUGUGAGGAUUUUCGCACCAAAAGACGUAUCACCGCCUGAGCUUGCGUUCUUUCUCUCAGAUGUAACAAGCACCUGCUCCGAGGAAGGAAGAAGAAGAAGAAGAAGGAGGGGAAAAAAGCCUCCUCCGAAGUCCGUGAUGGGAGGAUGUUACGGAUAUCUCACCUGACAUCGAUUCUCUGCAACAUUUUUCUCUGACCGUUCCACGCGACGCGUCAUUCUGAGGGAAAACUUUUUUGCCGCCUUAAUUUUUUUAAAUGUAAAAUCCGUUAAAACUCAGCAGCGCUGGUUUCAUAGUGGCGCUAUGACAUCAGCGUGGAUCGGACGCGUUUUAGUCAAAUAUCGCUGCACUUUAAUGCGUUUUGCGUGUGUUUGAUUUAAGGACAAAUCAUAGAAAGGUACUGUACGCAUUUGACUUUGUUCUUCUGUCUUUUUUCUUUGUUGUAAAAAAAAUAUAUAUAAUAAUGAGUUAAAAAUUGCAGAAUUUCUAAGCAACAAGCGGCGCCAUACAAUGCGCACUUCCCCAAGGAAUAACGCAUCAUUAUUGCGCGGUGUUUUUUGAGAAAACCUCAACGUAUUCAACAGCAACCGUACUUUGAAAGGCUCUAUGGUCGUUAUUGAGGUCGCGUCUGUUUUUGUUUACCUAUAAAUACUGUGAAAAGUGCCUUUUUCUCUUCCCCGACGACAAGGAGACAUGGCUUGCUUUCCAUGGCGGGUAUUUUGGAUCAUUCAAGCGCUAGUGGAUGUGACACUUUCGCAGGAAAUAUAUGCUCCCCAUUCCAUCAGAAUUGAGGGGGAUUUGACCCUGGGUGGCCUUUUCCCGGUCCAUGCCCGCGGGGUCUCCGGGGAACCGUGUGGAGAUAUCAAAAAGGAGAACGGGAUUCACAGGUUGGAGGCGAUGCUUUAUGCACUGGACCAAAUCAACAGCGACGACGAGCUUUUGCCCAACAUCACUUUAGGCGCUCGGGUUUUGGACACAUGCUCGCGAGACACGUACGCGCUGGAGCAGUCGCUUACUUUUGUGCAGGCUCUCAUACAGAAAGACACGUCGGAUGUGAGGUGCACGAACGGAGAGCCCCCGGUGUUCGUCAAACCCGAGAAGGUGGUCGGAGUCAUAGGGGCUUCGGCGAGUUCAGUGUCCAUCAUGGUCGCGAAUAUACUGCGACUGUUCCAGAUUCCGCAGAUCAGCUACGCCUCCACCGCUCCAGAGCUGAGUGAUGACCGUCGAUACGAUUUCUUCUCUCGUGUCGUACCUCCUGACUCCUUCCAGGCGCAAGCCAUGGUGGACAUAGUGAAACUGAUGGGGUGGAACUACGUGUCUACAGUGGCCUCGGAGGGAAGCUACGGUGAGAAAGGAGUCGAGGCCUUCAUGCAGAUUUCCAGAGAAGCGGGUGGAAUCUGCAUCGCUCAGUCCCUGAAGAUCCCUCACGACCACAAGCCGGCUGAUUUUGACAAGAUUAUCCGACAGCUCCUGGAGACCCAUCUUGCCCGGGCGGUCAUUAUUUUUGCUUACGACGACGACAUUCGGGGGAUCCUUAACGCCAGCAAAAGAGCCGAUCAAGUGGGUCAUUUCCUGUGGAUCGGGUCUGAUAGCUGGGGAGCCAAGAACAGCCCUAUUCAAGGCCUCGAGGACGCCGCCAUCGGUGCCGUCACCAUCCUGCCAAAAAGAGACUCUAUUGAGGGUUUCGACACCUACUUCAUUUCACGCACGCUGGAGAACAACAGGAGAAACGUCUGGUUCGCCGAGUUCUGGGAGGAGAACUUCAAUUGCAAGCUCAUGAGUUCCUCCAAGAAAGAAGACACUAGCAGAAAGUGCACAGGGCAAGAGCGAAUCGGAACAGACUCCAAAUACGAACAGGAAGGGAAGGUGCAGUUUGUGAUAGACGCGGUGUAUGCCAUGGCUCACGCCCUGCACAACAUGCAGAAGGACCUUUGUCCCGACCAGUCCGGGAUUUGUGGGGAGAUGGAGCACGCUGGUGGCAAGAAGCUUCUCAAGUACAUCCGAUCAGUCAGCUUCAACGGGAGCGCCAAGACGUCCGUCACAUUCAACCGGAACGGCGACGCACCGGGACGGUACGCUCUUUUCCAGUACCAGAUGAACAACAACAACACUCCCGCGUAUAAAGUUAUAGGACAGUGGACAGAAACUCUCCAACUCAAUAUCGAUGAGAUGCAGUGGCCCAACGGUGAGAUGGAAAUUCCCAGCUCGGUCUGCAGUCUGCCCUGUAAGACGGGUGAACGCAAGAAGAUGGUGAAAGGCAUGCCGUGCUGCUGGCACUGUGAGCCCUGCGACGGCUACCAGUACCAGUAUGACGAGACGUCCUGCAAACUCUGUACUUACAAUAUGCGUCCCAACGGCAACCGGACAGGAUGCCAGCCCAUCCCGAUCGUCAAGUUGGAGUGGCAUUCACCCUGGGCUGUCAUUCCAGUCUUCUUGGCUAUGCUCGGCAUCAUUGCCACCAUCUUUGUUAUGGCAACAUUCAUCCGCUACAACGACACCCCAAUCGUACGAGCAUCUGGGAGGGAGCUCAGCUAUGUUCUGCUGACAGGGAUAUUCCUGUGUUAUAUCAUCACGUUUGUAAUGAUCGCCACUCCGGACAUUGCCGUUUGCUCCUUCAGGCGAAUCUUCCUUGGGUUAGGAAUGUGUAUUAGCUACGCAGCGCUCCUCACGAAGACCAAUCGAAUUUACCGCAUCUUCGAGGAAGGGAAGAAGUCAGUAAGUCCGCCGAAACUGAUCAGCCCGACGUCUCAGUUAGCCAUCACGUCCAGCCUCAUCUCCGUCCAGCUCUUAGGGGUCCUCAUAUGGUUCGGAGUGGAUCCUCCAAACACCAUAAUCGAUUACGACGAGCAGAAGACCAUAAACCCCGACAAGGCCCGAGGGGUUCUCAAGUGUGACAUUACGGACCUUCAGAUCAUUUGCUCUCUAGGAUACAGCAUCUUGCUGAUGGUAACAUGUACGGUUUACGCCAUCAAGACACGAGGCGUUCCAGAAAACUUCAACGAAGCCAAACCCAUCGGCUUCACCAUGUACACCACCUGCAUUGUGUGGCUUGCUUUCAUUCCCAUUUUCUUUGGGACGGCACAAUCUGCGGAAAAGCUCUACAUCCAGACCACCACGCUGACCAUCUCCAUGAAUCUGAGCGCGUCCGUGGCUCUGGGAAUGCUCUACAUGCCCAAGGUUUACGUCAUCAUCUUCCACCCAGAGCUCAACGUGCAGAAACGCAAGCGCAGCUUCAAGGCUGUGGUGACGGCGGCCACCAUGUCCUCACGUCUGUCACACAAGCCCAGUGACCGGCCGAACGGCGAGGCCAAAACCGAACUGUGUGAAAAUGUGGAUCCUAACAGCUAAUUCUCAUAAUUUAUCAGGUCCGGCUGCUAAGAAGAAAUACGUGAACUACAAUGACCUUGUGAUCUGAGGGCCUCCAUCACAGGAGGAAGGUGAUCGAUGGCACUUCCUGGUUUCUCUCAGCUCUUUGGAACAAAAGUAAAGCAGGAAAAAGCUUUUGGUGUCCUUCUGUUUUCAUCCUUAUUUCGUCCAAGGGCCAGGACAGCAAUUGGGCCCUCAGCUAAACCAACGAAAGAGGAUAUCAGUUGAUUUUCAACACAUUAAAGACACACAAAACUGCAAAACCACCCUCAAAAAAUAAAUAAAAACCCUGACAUCUACAAAAAAUUAACAGGAAUUACAAGCAGAGGAAAUCAAUUUAGUUGUAUUUUUUGUUUUUUGUUUUGCUGAUGGAGGAAGCUGAUGGGGUGUAACAGCGGCACAAAACGACUGAUUGCCUGUCAGUCAAACGAUUGAGGUUGCACUUGGCGUGAUAGACCUUUGACAAGGCAUUUCUUUUGACACUCCAUCACAGACUUUCUUCAGGGCACGGAUGAAUUGACAUAGCUUUGGAAUGCUGGGCCUUAAGGUCCUCCUCAUCUUUACAUGUACUUCCAAUCUGCAAGUUUUUUGGGAUUUUUCGUGCAAAUUUGUGUGGUUCUUUCAGCAUUUUGGUUUCGUUUUGCUGUUUUUACGUUUCGGUUGAGCGUUUCUUUUUUGGUUUUCCUUGCCUUUUCUGGAUGCACAUUGUAUUAAAGCCAUAUUCUUCUCUUUGAGAUCCCAUUCCUGGAAAUAUUGAUUCUUUAUUUUGCGGAUCUGUGUUGGUUUUCGCCCUUUAACAUGAUAAACGUUUCACAUUUUUCGACUUUCCCACCAUGUUUGUAAGGGUUCGUAGACCAUCGACUGUGUUUAUAGUGACUUUGAGAGAUGUUGCAUUGGUUUUACAGUGACUAAACCCCGGUGAUCGAUGGUGUUUCAGAAUUCUUUUUAAAGAAAGUGUUCGCGUAGCAGUUGUCAAUGCAUGCUUGAUAUGUUUGAUGUUGAAGUAAAUGAAACUUUCACCACAGUUCUCUCACAAUGGCCUGUUUAUGGAUGAUUUUACAAGCCUUUAUUGAUUUCUCUCUUUUUACCUUAAUGGAUUUCUCAGACAUUCACUCACUCAAGGCAGAAUAUGGCUUUAAUUUGUCUUGGAAUUUUUAACUGCCCCGGAACUUAUGGAGAAAUUGUGCAAAAGAUAUGGAUAUAUAUUUAAAAAAAUAUGAAAAAAACAACAACAACAAAUAAAAUAAAAUAAAAAGCAUGUAUGUUUUAUACUGUUUGUACUAAGUAUAUUCAUGUUGCCCUUGCUGCUUAUGUGCUGAUAUUGUGGAAGACUUUUAUGUUUGGCCACUCAUGCAACUAUACUGUGGUGUUGUCCAAGAAUGUACCAACAUGAAAUAAAACCAUUUGGUUAUUUUUUAUUA